Molecule: messenger RNA, 3359 nt
Organism: Triticum aestivum (bread wheat)
Lineage: Eukaryota; Viridiplantae; Streptophyta; Magnoliopsida; Poales; Poaceae
Product: receptor-like protein EIX2
Exons: 1
Coding region: 36-3128 (1030 amino acids)
Molecular function (GO): protein binding
Source: RefSeq, a predicted model, not a curated record
GGCACUGCAGUUUUCUUCUUGGACACACACUUGCCAUGCCCAUGACCACCAUGUUUCCGUUCGGCGUCCCUUCCAGCCGAGCCCGGAGCAAAGAAAUGGCUGCAACAAGCUUCCUCUUGCUAACCAUCGUCCUAGCUACAGCCAGCACCACCACCUCCUCCUCCUCCGUCGCUAUCAACGCGAGCGGAACAUCAAACGGAGGCUGCAUCCCGGCCGAGAGGGUCGCGCUGCUCUCCUUCAAGGCCGGCCUCACAGGCGAUCCGGACAAUCGCCUCAUCUCAUGGCAGCAAGGUGCACAUGACUGUUGCCGGUGGAGCGGCGUCACCUGCAGCCGCCGGACAGGCCACGUCAUCAAGCUCGACCUCCAUCAAGAUAUUCCAGAAGUGUAUUAUUUAUCUGAUGAUGACCCUGAGAACCACUCACUGCGUGGUCAGUUAUCUCCUUCUUUGCUUGCUCUCCGACGCCUCAAGUAUCUUGACCUUAGCCAGAACUAUCUCCUUGGAGAUGCAAAGGCUAUGCCGGGGUUCUUGGGCUCUCUCCAGAGUUUGACUUAUCUCAACCUCUCCAACAUGGAUUUUCAUGGUCCAGUGCCUCCUCAGCUAGGCAACCUCUCCAACCUAAUACAGCUUGACAUACAAGGCAGUAUUUUUGGUGAUUAUCAAUACUCAAAGGAUAUAUCUUGGUUAGCCCGUCUCCGAUCAUUAGAGCAUCUUAACAUGGGCUCGGUCGGCCUCCCUGAAGUCGUUGACUGGGUCCAUACGGUCGGGACACUUCCUAAUUUGGCUGUACUGAUUCUGUUUCAAUGUGGCCUUACUAAUAGUAAUGUUCCAUCAUCGUUUGUACACCACAACCUUACAGUUCUUGAAGUGGUUGACCUCACUGGUAACCAAUUCAGCAGUCCAGAUACACCCAACUGGUUAUGGAAUGUAACUAGCCUCAGGAGCCUAAGGUUGGUGGAAUGUGGAUUAUCAGGCACGUUUGCUAACAAUCUAGGAAACUUGACCUUGUUAGAGAACUUUGCCUUUGGACUCAACAAUGUUGAUGGGAUGAUACCAGGAGCACUGAAAAAAAUGUGUAAUCUAAGGUCUCUAGAUCUCAGCAUGAACAACAUCAGCACGGACAUGAAAGAGGUGAUACACUCGAUACCCAACUGCUCUUGGAAGAAUUUGCAACAGUUGAUUCUAGAGAGUGCCAACAUCAUUGGCACAACAUUACAAUUUGUGUCAAACCUAACCAGCUUAAACAUGCUUGAAGUCAGUCACAACCAAUUGAGCGGUUCAAUGCCCGUGGAGAUUGGUGCGCUUGCAAAUUUAACUUACUUAGACCUUCAGCAAAACAACUUGAGCGGUUCGGUGCCCGUGGAGAUUGGCAAGCUUACAAAAUUGACUUACUUAGACCUUUCGUUCAACAACUUGAGUGGUGUGAUGACAGAAGAUCAUUUUGUUGGUUUGAUGAAUUUGAAGUACAUUGACUUAUCUGAGAAUUAUUUGGAAGUUAUUGUUGACUCGCAUUGGGUACCUCCGUUCAACUUGGAAUCAGCAUGGUUAUCAUAUUGUAAUUUGGGUCCCAAGUUUCCUAAAUGGCUUCAAUGGCAGAAGAGCAUCCGUGAACUUAUUAUUCCAAACACAGGUCUAGUUGAUAGGGUCCCAGAUUGGUUUUGGACUACCUUUUCUGAAGCUACAUGGUUGGAUAUCUCCUUGAACCAACUUAGCGGCGACUUAUCAUUCAAUCUGGAGUUCAUGUCAAUGACUACACUUUUAAUGCAGUCAAAUCUACUCACAGGUUUGAUACCCAAGUUACCAAGCACAAUUAAGGUAUUGGACAUAUCAAGGAACUACUUAAAUGGGUUUGUAGCAGAUUUAGGAGCUCAGAAUUUGCAAGUUGCAGCUCUGUUUUCCAAUGCUAUAUCCGGGACUAUUCCAACGUCAAUUUGUCGAUUGCGGAAGUUGCGGAUCUUAGAUCUUUCAAACAAUCUGCUUUCAAAGGGACUUCCUGAUUGUGGCCAAGAAGAGUUGAAACAUCAGAACCCUUCUGGCAAUAACUCUUCAAAAUUCAUUUCACUGAGUUCUUUCAGUUUGAAUAUCACGGUUCUUCUUCUAAGCAACAACAGUUUUUCAAGUGGAUUUCCUUUGCUCCUACGACAAUGUCCGAGUCUUAGUUUCCUCGAUCUAACUCAAAAUAGAUUCACCGGAGAGUUGCCUGGGUGGAUCAGUGAAGCCAUGCCAGGUUUGGUUAUGCUACGGUUAAGAUCGAACAACUUUUAUGGUCACAUUCCAGUUGAAAUCAUGGGACUUCACAAUGUUCGGAUUCUCGAUUUGUCCAAUAAUAACUUUUCUGGGGCCAUACCGCAAUAUAUAGAAAACUUGAAAGCUUUGAGUAGCACUGAGACAACUAUUGAUAAUCCUUUCGAAGAAGCAUACGAAGGUGAGUAUCGUUCCGCUCAUAUAGGAAUGGUUAAUGUUAGCAUCACGGUGGUGAUGAAAGGGCAAGAGCUUGAGUAUGGGGGCAAUAUUGUAUAUUUGAUGAGCAUUGAUUUGUCUUGCAACAAUUUGACCGGAGAAAUCCCAGAGAAACUAAGCUCCCUUGUUGGUCUCAUAAGUUUGAAUUUAUCAUCAAACUUGUUGAGUGGAAAUAUCCCAUAUAAUAUUGGCAAACUUCAAUCAGUGGAGUCUCUUGACUUCUCGAGGAACAAACUAGGUGGUGAAAUCCCUCGGAGCUUAUCAAAUUUGACAUACCUGAGCAAUUUAAACUUGUCAUAUAAUAAUCUAUCUGGAAGAAUACCCACAGGGCAUCAACUCGACACCCUCAAUACGGAUAAUCCGGCCUCUAUGUACAUUGGAAAUCCUGGUCUUUGUGGACAUCCAGUUCCAAUGCAAUGUCCUGGUCCACCUAGGGAUCCGCCCACCAACGGAGAUCCAACAAGGUUGCCGGAAGAUGGCUUGUCUCAAAUAGAUUGUCUUCUUGGAUCAAUUAUUGGUUUUGUGGUGGGCGCUUGGAUGGUGUUCUUCGGACUUCUCUUCAUCAAGAAAUGGAGGUAUGCUUACUUUGGGCUACUCGACAACCUAUAUGACAGGUUGUAUGUCAUUUCUGUUGUUACUUGGCAAAAAUGGUUCGGACCACGGGUGUGAAUUAAGCAAGAACUACCAAAGAUACCGCUACAAGAUUAAGGGGCCUGGAAAACUUAUUGCUAUAUUGUAUUGUCAAACACUUUACCAUUUAUAACUUACUGAUGUAUCGUAUUGUAUCUUUGUACCGCCGGUGGAAGUUGUGCAUGCCACACGGUUGUCUCAUAAAAUAUAUGUAUCCUGCUAUGACAUACACAUUAAUGGUGCAAUAGUAUUCAGAACUACUUGGAUUUC